Molecule: messenger RNA, 2652 nt
Organism: Schistosoma margrebowiei
Lineage: Eukaryota; Metazoa; Platyhelminthes; Trematoda; Strigeidida; Schistosomatidae
Source: the annotation of a GenBank genome assembly
AAAUAAGUUAUGUAUUGUUGUAUGGUUCAUACGAAUUUCUCACUAGAGUGCAAUUUCGAAAGUUCAACACAAUAAAAUACUAGGUUUUAAUCGUAUUUAUCACACAAAUUUAACAGAAGGUUUUCUUGAAGGAGCUACCAAUAAUCCUGGCGAUUUAUUUUUAAAUGGAAAUCUUCAGACUUGGAGAGGUCGGACCUCCUAAAGAUGAUGAUUUUCAUCGCUUUAAGAUCUUCGUUAAAGACGAAACAAACUGGAAACGCCGACAUAAAAAGAAGAAUGUAGAAGUUUUUACACGCUCAACCCCACAUACUAAUAUGAAAAUGAUCAAAGUUGUAGCCAUAUUUCCAGACGUAUCGUCGCAUGUGAUAUAUGACAUGUUGCAUGACAACGACUACCGAUCGUCGUGGGACAAUACUAUGAAGGAGUCGACUGAAAUUUGCCGUAUUACAUGGAACUGUUCUAUCGAACAUUUUGGAUUCAGAGCACCAUUCGCCUUUGCUAAUCGCGACUUUGUUAUGUUGCGCGCGUGGCAACCAUAUGAAAAUGAGUACAUUAUAUUCAAUCGAUCGGUAUUUCACAAGAAAGUGCCACCACGAUCAGAUUAUGUGCGAGCCAUGACAUUCAUUACUGGUUAUGUUAUCACUGCCAUUAGUCCUGUAUCAUGCCAAUUGAUGUAUUUAACGCAGAACGAUCCGAGAGGUGAUAUUCCAUCAUGGGCAAUAAACCUAGCAACCACAAAGGUGGCCCCACGUCUUGUAAAGUCACUUCAUCGAGCUGCUCUAUGCUACCCGGGUUGGAAAGCUCAGAACCGACCAGAAUUUAAACCAUGGCGAAAUCCCGAACAACAAAACAAAUCUGUACCUGCACUGUGUUAUAGUGAUAUCUUGAGGGAGCCCGACUUUUCUCUAAAGAAGGUUCAUGAGAAACAUGUGAGCAAAGAAAAAGCCCUGAAAGAAGUUGGUUUACCGCUUGACACAAGUGCUCAAGUUAAUGUGUGUGUUGAUAUGACGGAAAAAACUUGAAGCAUUAUUUGAUGUUUGUUCAUUAUUUACAAAUAUACCAAGGAAGAGACUAUAACUACGGAAUUCCACCAUUCCAUAUUACUGCAUUUGCUACAAAAUGAGUUUAAAAAAUUACUCUUACUAUGCAUGAAAGGGGUUCGAAUAAAAUUUGAUCACCAGUUAUGCAGACAAGUUGAUGGGGUGACCAUGGAAUUGUCACUAAAGCAUUUUUGGCCAUCUUUAUAGCUAAUCUUGAAUAAGGGGAACUUAAACAAGAAAUCGAAGAUGCAACAUUCUACAGAAGGUUUGGUGAAAAUACAUUUAAUGUUUGUAAUAAUAUCAUUCAUGUCUCAUCGUCGCCUUAUCAGCUUAGUGAAGCACAUGUUUGCAUAAAUUUUAUGAUGUAAUAUGAGCAUAAAAAUCAGUUCGACUAUUUAAACCCAAUAACAAAACGCAUGAACGAUGGAAGAACAGAGAAGACCUUAUUCAAAAAAUAAAUAUGGACAGGUAAACAGUAAUGAUUAUUUUCAAUUGUUCUAACCGGUUAAUUGAACUGAGUAUACGAUGGACAACCAGUUCGGUCAGUAAAAUAACAUAUUUAUUUAUUUAUCCGGAUUCUAUGUAUCAUCUGUCACGUUUGAUUUUGAUCUAUCAAAUGAUCUCAUUUCAUUAUUAACCAUAAACGGGGGCAAUUUACGGUCAGUGGGAUUUUUUCUCAUAUCAGAUCUACAUACACAUACAUAUACCUGUUAUCUUACACCAUUCACGCUUUUGCACAUCAAGUGACUGACAAGAACCAUAACAUAUCCUUUUUCUGAGAUUAUUACCAUGAUUGGACGGUUUACUGAGUAUACAGUUACAUGUGAACUAUAAAUUCAUAUUCGAAUAUUUUGAAGUCUUAUUUUAUUCGCUAAUGAAAGUUCGGACCAGAUUGACGAGCGCAAUGUUGGAUUUAUUUAACGUUUAUUCGUCGAGAUUCAUAAAAAUAUAACUUUCAUUUUAAGGUAAACUAUUUAAAAAUUUUGAACACCAUAUGACAGUUUGUCAGUCAGCAAUUUUAAAGUAAUUCUUCCCUUAUUAGUUAUGCUUCAUAACAAUGAAUUGAUGAUACCUGGCAAACCCAUUUGUCAUGUCCUCAUUUCUUACUAAAAAUGUCAAAAAUUUAUCAUUAUGAUAAGUUAACAAAACCAUCAACUCUUGAACUAGUGGAACGUAUUUAAAGUGUCACUUCAUAAAAAGAAUUUAUCAUAUAUGUACUAUGCAACUAGGAUUUUAUUUCCUAGUUAGCUAAUUAAUAAGUUCACAAAGAUAAAAUAACAAAAGAUAAUAGAACAACUUCAAUUAGUUAGUAGUAAAUAUCUCAACGCUACGUGUUGGUAGCAUACGUCUUAAAUCUUUUGUGAGUGAACUUUUAAAUGAUCAUGAGAGCAUUCAUUUACCAAGUGUCUUUUCAUAUUCACUAAUACAACGUUGAUUAUUCCUAAAAGUGGAUUUUAAUUUGUCCAAUUCAUAAUUCAGUUCUUUUAUUUGAUUUUUCAAAAGUUUUGUUUGUGCUUUAUUCUCUCUAUUCAUCAUUGAUUUCUUUUUUAAUUCACCAAUAAUUUUCAUCACCUGUUGAUAAAAUAUAUUUUACUUAAAUGAAUUUAAAAUU